GCGGAGCGGCGGCUCCUCCCCGGGGCGGAGGGACGCGUUCGCCGCCUCCCGCCCGCCGCCGCCGCGGGGACUCGGUGCCGGGCGGCUGCUGGCGGCGUCUCCCGUCCCGUCCCGUCCGGUCCCGGGGAUGUCCGGCGGGGGCAGCCGGCGGCGGGCCGGCUCCUCCUGGCACAGCACUUUCUCUCGCUUCUUCUCCAGGAGCCCACCCGGCGAGGGGGCGGCGAACAGUUCUGAAAACAAAGGGAGCGCAGCCAUAAAUUCAAAGAGCAGCCAAAAGGAAAGCACAACUCUGCCUGCACUUUUGAAGGCAUGUCAAAAUGAAGAGAAGAACCAUUCCACAGAAGAGCUUAGCAAAUCUGAAAUCCAGGAGGAGCUGAAAAAGGCUAAUAGCCUUCCUAGCUUGACUCCUGGAAGUAAAACAUCAGACAAAGACAAGCAACCCCGAGAAGGCUUUUUUCAUUUCCUUGGAAGCUUAUUUAAUAUUGCAACAAGAUCUUCUUUGGUAGAAUCUAAACCCUCUACCUUCCAAGAUGAGCCCAACAGAUGUGAAAAGGAUUUACAGAGCACGAAUACCUUUCCGAAAAAGGACAUGCAGCCAAAGCCAAAAAUUGAAGAGCCUACAGCUAGAAAAAAAGAGGAUUCUGUACAUAAAGAUGGUGCCAUCUUAAAUAAUAUUGGGAAAGAUAUCACACGGGAUCUUCAAGGAGGCUGGAAACAAUCCUCAGAUACAGAAAAGCAGACACGACGGAAGGCAGAGGCACCUGCAGUCACAUACGCAACAUAUCGGGGUUCUGCAAGGAUCAGGCAGCUCCUGAGGAACCAGUCAGAAACGGGAAAAAGAGAAAAAAGUCCUGAGAACGGAAAUGUUUCAACAGUCAAAGAGAAUGGAGAAGUCCAGACAACUCUGUCUCUGAAAUCAGGAUGCCUAAUAGAAGAAAAUGGAAGAGAUGAGGGUAAAGAUCACCAAGAUGAUGCCAAAUUAAAUUUUUCUGCACUUAGAGUGGGAAGCAAACAGUCUGGUAAAGCUCAACAUUGCUUGAGCAGAAGUAAACGUGAAAGAAUUGCAAAGGCCCCAGCUUCAUGCACUGAAUCAUGUAAUGAGUUACAUUUAAGAAAUGCACCUGCUUUAGCUGCAACAAAAGUUAAAAGGACAUAUUCACUAGAUUCAUUAUUGCCAUUUAGUGGUAGAAACAGCGGGAUCCUAACCAAUUCCACUUCCCAGAGUACUCAUUCCCUUCAAGUCAGUUCUGCAAAUGAUUUGAUUGGAAAAGAUGAUGAUCUGCCAGGAGAAACAGGAGCUCUGUUUCAGACAGACAAAAAUGACACUUCCAACUUUGAUAAAGAAAUUUAUUGUAGUAAAGCAGGUAAUAAGGAAUCCUCAAAAGAAAUACAGGAUAAUUGUUUACAUUCACCCAAGUCAAAAAGCAAGACAGUUAAUGAAGAACUGCAGGUGGGGAAGGGAGAACUUUGCUGUAAUCAUCAAGUGAAUAAUCACUCAGAGCGAACACUGGAUGUCCAGAGGCUUCAUUUCAGUGCCACUACAUUUCAGCAGAAAGCAGAUCAGCACACCAGGAGUGACAAUAAAGAUGGUGAUCCAAGAAAUGGUGAUGCACAGAAAAUUGCCACAGCUGUGGAAAGAGAGCAAAAUCCACAGAACUCUCCUGCUACCGUUCUUUUCCCUUUUAAUGAACAAAUACCUACUUCACUCAGCAUGGAAUCCAAAGGAGGAAAGUGCUUGGCCACAGGCAAUCUGACUGCUUCAGAGUCAUUUAUUGGACAUGAUGAAGAUACAGUCAUGGGCAGGGGGACUUGUAAUGAAGAACUGAGUGGGUCAGAGAAAGCAGUGCAUGUACAGAAUGGUCACAGGCUAAUCCAUGUGGAGAAUUCUAAGGAUACUGGCACACAGCAGACUGGUUUUCCUUGUCCAGGAAUGGAGAGUGAGGAAGCAAUGAAGGUUUUGUCUGAGGUUGCAGUGGAAAACCAUGCCAAUGUGUCACCAUGUGCACAUGGGUGUCAAAGUGUGAAAGCACAUUUUGAUGAGCUGACAGUGCUUCCAACCCACGAGUCUACCUCUAUGAUGUUUCCUCAUUCUGCCUUGAGAUCUGAAGGAAGGCCUUUGACCAACCGUUCUACUUUCAGCCAUGAAAAAGAUGAUGUUGACUUAAUUUCUGAGUCGCCGCCUGUUUCUGAAAGCAGGUGUAUUAAUUUUUCUUCCAAGAAGGAAAACAGCAAUAAACUUAGGCUAUCACCCACAGUAAUUGAUUCUUCAUCUGACAAACAAGGAAACAUGCUGCCUUCUGCCACUAACUCUGAAAAUGGCCAAAUUGCUGCUUCUGAAAAGGACAGCUUUAUUUUUCCAGCUGCAGAGUCUGGGAGAAUGAUCCCUGUGAAUAGGAUGACCGAGGGGCCACCUUGCUUAGGAGACCUGAGAACUUUCAGCCCAGCAAAUUCUCAGGAACCUGAGAUUGCUCCUCCUAUGCUUGAUAGCUGUGCUGAUGGAGUAGUUACAGAGGUUCUUUGCAUGUCCAGGCCCACUUUUCCUCUGGUAUCCAGAGAAGCCUCCAACCUUCCUGCUUCUACCUUGGAGAUGUCCAGCACUGCUCAGGGGAACAGUAAUUCUUCCAGAGACAGAGCUAGUGAUGGGGCAGAUGAAGCCUUCUCCACACAACAGGCUGACAGCAGUGUCCUGGCAGGAGCAAUGCCAUCACCCAUCUGUCCCUUGAUAUCUUUGGGAACUGUAUCUGAGUCAGCCCAUUCUGAGACUGUGUGUAGGGAUGCUGUGGGACAGGUGAUUCUUGGUGCUUCUGCUCCUUUGGAAGCCCCUUCUGGCCAAAAAGCUGCUGCAUCUGCCCAGGCAAGUAGUCUCUGUUCUGGGAAAGGACAGGAGUGUUCUUUCCCAGAUGCUGCUGUUUUGCUGAAGAAAGCUGAAGAAAUAGUAGACUUGGUUUUACACUUAGCUACAGAAGAAGUAAUAGCAAAAGAAGGCUUUGGUGUCUGCCAGCUUUGUGGGAACAAGGAUGGUUUAAUAAAUAUGGAUAUGGCAAAUUAUCAGAAGGCUGAAAGUGGACAGCUGGCAGCAGGAGAAAUCCAGUCAGCUGUGCAGUCAUUAAAAGAUUUUAAUGAGACCGGUGGAGGAGGCUCAUCUUUGUUUACAGGAAAUGAAAGAGUGGAUACAAAUAAUCAAGAUGAAGAGAUGCUCUCUUCCAUCCCUGAUAACAUUGACCUACAUAGGGUGCUAGAACUAAAAGCAAAAGAAACAGUUGAUGUGGUCAUUAACUCGGCCAUACAAAAACUGGCAUCCAGUCAGCAGGGAGGCACUGAGAGGAAAAUGUUUUCUGGAAAUAUUCAGCCUAAACCUGACGCUGAAAUGCCAAAGACUUUAAGUCUGGAUAUGAGGUUUCCUGCUAACAUUCAGGAACCAGCAGAGAUGGCUGAAACUCAGACUGUAGCUGUAAACUGUGAAAAGGCAGAUUGCUCAAGUCCUCCUUUGCUUCCAAAUUGUAUGGAAAAUGGCAUAGGUUGGCCCCAAAAAGAUGAAAAAGUAGCAAAUAAUGCAAUUAUUUGUCAAACAAACGGAUUUCUUUCCUCUGGCAGUUUAGCAAGGCCAGAAUCAGAUCUUCUGACACCAGCAAAAGAGAAGCACAAUGGAAAGGUGUGUGACCAUCUGGCUGCAGCAGAAAUGUGUGGCAAAGUAUCAGCAAUAAGUAGAAAAUCUGAUGGAACUUUACAUUUUAUAGAUAGAGAUGCUGCUGUGACUGAAGAAAUGCUUUUGCCAUUGCAGUUAAAAGGUUCAAGCAAUAAUACAAAUAUGCCAGAGUGCACACUGCUGCCAGCUGUAAAUGUUAAUUUGUCAUCUUUUAUGUGUGGUGAAGAAUGUAUCAGCCUGCAGAGUGACUCCAAAUAUAAAAGCAGCCCUCAGAUGUGUCUGGAAAGCAAUGCAGGGGACAGUUUAUAUGAGCACUGUGGGAAAGAGCCUGCAGAGGAAGUACCUGUACAAUUAAAAGCAACCUUACAAAAUUCAAAGGCAGUGGAAAGUGAAGAGCAACUAGCAGAAGGGGCAAAUGAGGGAGCAGAGGUUAGUACUGGAUUAGAUGCACAGUCCAUGAUACCUGAACUGUCUGUUCCUGGAGAGGCCAGUGAAGGGAAACACUGCUUCAACACAGUUUUUGCCCAAAGUAAUGAGAAUCUGAAGCUGGCACAAAUCAAGGGUCAGGACAUGGAAAGAAAUGAUGAGCUUGAAGAAAAUGGCCUGGACUGCAGCAAUGACAUGAAGGAACCAACAGAACUUUUGGCAUCUUCUCCACUAAUUGAACAGUGGGAAAACAGUUCUUUUACCAUCAUUUACGAAGGUGCUCUUCAAACUGAGAACAAAUCUGUCUCAACUGAUGAGAUGCAAACAGGUUCUCUUUCUCCUUCUGAUUUGCCUUCAGAUGAUACAUAUCAUCUGAGGCAUGCUAGAGCACAGAAGAAGCAGGAGUCAGUGUGUCUUUAUGGGCAGGACAGCAAGGUGAGCAAUGCAGCAGAGAGCCGAGGCUCGGAGUCCUUCCUGAGUGUGGAGGCCAAGCGCUACAGAGUUUAUCCCUUCUCUCUGUCUCCCAUCUACGAGGACGACAGCUCCCAGGAAGAUCUGCUGUCCACGGACGUGUCUCCCGAAAGCCGUCCUGGGGGGGUCUCCAAAGACAGCUCUGAGCACACCUCUGUGCUUUCCCUCCUCCAGUCGGUAUCCGAGCGCCUGCAGUUCACUGCCCGCUUCAGCACAGAGGAGGAGGAUGAGGAGGACGGGGUGGAGGAAGAGGAGGAAGAACCUUCGUAUGAGGAAGAUAUUCUUGAUGAUGAGAGAGAAGAAAACUGCCUCUCCAGUCAGUGCAGAGGGAGUUUUAAAGAAACCCCUCAAUCAAAUGACCAAAGCAGAUCUUUUCUUGAGCAGUCAUUUCUUCUUUCAAAAGAGCAGCUUGACUCACAGGAGCAACCUGAACAGUUUCCAGAUGUGUCUUCUCCCAGUCAGACACCGUGCAAACCAGUUCCAGAGAAAGCUGAUGCUGCUGUAACACAGCCUCCUACAAGUGUGUACUACCAGUACUUGAAAUCUGCCAGAAAAGGCCCUUCUGAAAAGGGGACCAGGUUUGGAAGCAUUCUCCAGGAUAUGCUGCAGCCAAAGAUUCACUGGUUUCAAGAUAACGCCGUGCCAAAACUGGGAGAAUUGUCAGCGAACCUCAUUGACAGGGCAAGUCUCAAAUACAACCCAAGACCAGGGAAGAUUAUUAUUUAUGAUACUUGUGGCAACAAAAGUAAACAAGAAGUUCAUUCAGAUGUGCUAGAUGCCUCAUCGUGGAUCUUUCCCAUUGGAACAGUACUUAGGAUAAUUAGAGGAUGUUGGAUUUUUUAUGAGAAACCAAAGUUCCAGGGUCGAAGACAUGUACUGGAAGAAGGAGAAGCUGUGCUAGAUCACCUUUGGGAUCUCCCAGGCGUAAAACAUCGAAGAAACCUCACAGUUGGUUCCAUCAAACACGUAACAAAGGACUGUGGCAUUCCAGAGGUGGAGUUCUGCCCGGCAGCUGGUAGUACAGAGGGACUUCCCAUCUGCAUACAGGGUGCAGUUGCCAAUUUAGAAGAGCUGGAUGUUGAGAAAAACCCUUAUAUAAGAGUCAGAUCAGGAGUAUGGCUUGCUUAUUCAGACUUGAAUUACAAGGGAGAGAUGACAGUUUUGGAAGAAUGUGAUUCACCACCUGAAAUUCCUUCAGCAGAUGUAAAAUCUCUGCGUCCCUUAAGAAUGGGUGGACUAAAGGUGCAAAUGCCCAUGAAUGUCAAGAUAAUAAUAUAUGAGAAAACCCACUUUGGAGGAUGGUCCAAAGAGUUUUCAGAAAACAUCACUUCUGUCCCAGCACUGUUUGGUAGUGAAGAGGAGUUUCAGGAAAUUGGAUCACUACGUGUAAUUGGUGGAGUAUGGGUUGCCUAUGAUAAGGAACGUUACAAAGGCCAUCAGUUCUUGCUGGAGGAAGGAGAUUAUGAGGACAGAUGCUCCUGGGGGGGAAGUGACAGUGCCCUGCUCUCCUUCCGCUUCCUUCAGGCUGAUUUCAUAGAGUCUUCAGUGGCACUUUUCCAGUCUGAUGAUGAAGAUGGGAAAGCAUUUGACAUCAUCAAUGAAGAAAUCCCUGAUUUGGAGCAGGUUGGAUUUGGCCCUGAGACGAGGUCGAUUCUUGUGAAAAGUGGAGUGUGGGUGGCAUAUCAGCAGAAAUAUUUCUGUGGAGAACAGUAUGUGUUGGAGAAAGGAAAAUACAAAUGUUUCUUUGACUGGGGAGGAUCUAGUAAAACCAUCAUGUCAAUUCGACCUGUUAAGUUGGAGCCCCUUGGGACAAAUGAGCCUCCACAUUUGCUCAAAGCUUUCAGUAAUACACAUUUCCAAGGAGCAUGUGUAGAUUUCACAGCAGAAGUUUCUGAUUUUACAUCAUUCAUACCAUGUUCUUUUAAGGUUCUCCGGGGAUGUUGGCUCCUGUGUUACAAAGGGGAAACCACUGACAAUCACUGUGUGCUGGAAGAAGGCCUCUAUGUUGACCUCAGUUCCUGUGGCUGCCCAACUGCUACAAUCAAAUCCCUCAAGCCUAUUCAAUAUGUUUUUGCUGAGCCUUCCAUCAGCCUGUUCAGCCUGGAAUGCUGCAAGGGCAGGGAGCUGCACUUCAGUGAAGCAGUCAAUUCUGUUUUGAACGAGGACCUUCAUUUUUACACCCAGUCUGUGUGGGUGAGAAGUGGAUUGUGGAUUGCCUACGAGGGAUGCAAUUUUUUAGGCAAGCAGAUUCUGCUGGAGCCCAGGGAGAUUUCAAACUGGAGUGAACACAGUGGCUGGAAGGCGAUUGGCUCCCUUCGUCCUGUGAAGCAGCCAGCAGUGUACCUGAGGGUGAGGAACAGGGCCCAGGGCAAGUACCUGACCGUGGCUGGGAGCCUGGCAGACAUCCGGGCCACCUCGGUGUGCGCGGCCCCGCGCAGCCGCAGCGACUCCCAGCUCUGGCACUACUGCCAGGGGCUCCUCAAGUCCAAGGCCAACAACACCUGUCUGGAUGUCAUUGGGGGCAGAGACGUGCCUGGGGCCAAAGUUGCCCUCUGGACAGAACACGGGAGGGACAGGCAAAAGUGGAGACUUAACGAGGAUGGAACCAUCACUUCAUACCUCAGUGAGCAACUGGUGCUUGAUAUUAAAGGAGGAAAUUACUAUGACAAGAAUCACAUCAUUAUGAAUCAGCCAGUAGAAAACAAGCCUUCACAGAAAUGGGAUAUUGAAAUAUUGUGAGUAAAAUCCACCCCACAGAUGGACUUUUUGUGGGCUACCAACAUGUAGAGGGGAAAAAAGAACCCAACUACUGAAGUCAUACACCACUGGAACCAUAAGCAGCAACUCCUAUUUUCCUUCGUGCCAAGCACCAGCUCCUGAAAGAACUGAAUUUUGCACAAAUCUGGAAGAUGGGAGGUUGAUCCAAUGUCUCUCUGCAGGGAAGCUGGUUCUGCAGAGGCUGCUCCUGUGAAAGCCACCAUUACUUUUCCUCUGAAGUAUGAAAGGUAAAUGCAAAAGAGCAGGCAGAGGUUCUGCAGCAUGGGAAGUGCAAGAGAUGAGGGGAAAUGCUGUCUUUGCCUUCCUCUCACCCUGCUGGAAGCUCACUGAGGAGUGAAUGCACUGAUGAGCUUCAAGGAACUUGAGCUGGGCUUUUAUGUCCCAAGUGAAACUGUUCAGGCUCCAAGCGAUCCUGAAUCAUGUCUCUCAUUGAAAUGCAAUUUAUUUUGUUCAUAAGGACACCUUUGAACUGGAAUUCCAGCUCAGCAUGUGAAAUGAGGCAAUACAGGGGCCUUUCACCCCCUAAAUGAUACUGGUAAGCCUUUGUCUUCUCUGCUUUUAACAGCACCAAAACCAACUCACCUUGGUGUGUAUUUCCAAAGGUGCCAGCAGCCUGCACUGCAGGGCUGGCUUCAUGUUCCCAGAGCAGCCUGGGGACAGCAGGGUCACCGUGGCACCAAGGACAGCUGAUGGUCACAGCUCGGAGUGCCAGGGCUCUCCUCAAUUUCCACACUAUGCAACCACAGCUAUUGCUCCAACAGAGCCAGACCUCACUGCCUGCAGGUGCUGCUUGAAAAGCUUUUCCUGGCUCUGCCACAGCCCCUUGGAAGGCUGUGAACACCUGAGGUGGAAGAGAAGUCCCUCAGCUCCCCGGCUUCAGCAGCACUAAAUUCAUCUUCAUUGAAAAUGGUUUUUUUUCCAGCAUUUGUACAUUCAGGGUAUGUAUUUCUAGGACUAUUUAAAGAGUUCAGGUUAGCUGAAGACAGAUAUUCCAAAAGCUGUGCCAGCUGUGCACUCAAACAGGAUCAUCCCCAAACAAAGACAAAACUCGAAAUUUGCCACAGAAAUAAAAUAUAUGGAUGUCUAUUUUUGUAUGAAAUUGAGUUCUAUAUAGUACUAUUUAAAAAAAAUCUACUUGCACUUACUAUUUUACAUUCUAAAAUUAUCAUAAAUUUGCUGUUUGAGUAAGAUCCUCAAAUGUAUGUAUAUAUUUUUUCAACUAAAGCACUUAAGCUUUUUUCCAUAUAAGUCAGUACAUCAAGUGUUCUGCAUGUGACUUUCCAUAUGAAAUUUUAAAAGCCUGUGUAAAAAGUUGUAGUUUUUUAAAUGAAGAAUGACUAAAUCAUACUUGGUGUCUCAAUGUUACAUAACAAAGUAAAGCAGGCUUUUGUACUUAAGAGACCUUGAAUGUAAAAUGCUAAAGCAUGUAUAUUUUAACUGUAUAAAACUUUUUAGGAGAAACAUUUUGCUGGUUGGUUUCUUUUUAAACAAACCACAUCAUAGUUUUCAGCAGGUGUUGAACACAUUGCUGUAAAAUAUUUCUUUUCCAGUGUCCAAAAAAUGGGGGAUAAGUAUAUUGAAUAUGUGGCUGUGCUGUUACAUGAGAUUGCAUAUUAAAAAUCAAUGAAGUAUUAAAGUAACUGCACCAGACUCAUCAAAACCCACUCAAGAGAAUAUUGAAGAUAUAGAUUCCAGCUACAGGUUUUUGGAUUACUUGCACUGGGGGAGGUAGAGGAUAAAUUUUAUUGUUUGUUUAUUCCAGGGAUGGCAGCAUCUGAGGGAAAGAGGUGUUUUCUUGGGCAAAGUCUUCCCCCUGUGGGAACAGCACACACAGCUUUUACCAGGAAGCUUUUGUUCUGUCAGGGCAAUCAGACAGAUUUGCCUGCUGAUGAACUUCACAAAUGAAAAAAAAAAAAA
Molecule: messenger RNA, 9238 nt
Organism: Passer montanus (Eurasian tree sparrow)
Lineage: Eukaryota; Metazoa; Chordata; Aves; Passeriformes; Passeridae
Gene: CRYBG3
Product: crystallin beta-gamma domain containing 3
Exons: 22
Coding region: 128-7282 (2384 amino acids)
Biological process (GO): visual perception; lens development in camera-type eye
Molecular function (GO): structural constituent of eye lens
Source: RefSeq, a predicted model, not a curated record